UGUUAGCAUUUGAAAUCUAUUUACCACCAUCGGUAUAGUAAAAGAAGGAUAUCGUUUGUAAAAAUUUACUAAUAAAAAAUAAGAAUUAAAAAAAAUUUAAACAACAUUAUUUUAUUUGAAAAACUGUUUAAUAAUAACACUUUAUCAGUAUAUGAAUGGGACGAUGGAUGAUACAGGUACUUAUAAAAAGCUAGAAGAUACAUCUGGUACCAUGGUUUCUUGUCAAAUUAAACAGGAACCACUGAAAGAGGGGUAUCUUCAGAAGCAGAAUGGUUGGCUACAGGGGUGGAAGCUAUACUAUUUCCAGGUAUAUUGUGGAAAGAUCUGUUAUAAAAAUUCAAAAUCAACACAAGAAUUUAUGGUCAACAAAAUAUGUGUUGCAGAAUGCAGUGUUAACAACUUUAACAAUAGUUUUGAGGUAAUAAUUGGUAACUUAGAAUUGAUUUUAUCAACUGACACCCGUAAAGAUAUGGAAGAAUGGAUUACUGCAUUUAAAAUGUGUGCUCAAAAAAAUAGUGAGUUAACAGAAGUUCAAGGUAGAAUGCACCGUUGGUAUUCUUGCUCACAUAAUCGUCCAACAUUUUGUAAUGUUUGUAAACAGCUGCUGUAUGGAGUGACUGCAAAAGGACUUUCUUGUGAAGUGUGCAGAUUUAAGUCUCACAAAAGUUGUGCAUCAAAUGCACCUAGAAGCUGCAAGUGGACCACACUGGAUAAUAUUCCCCUAGAAGUUCGUUAUGCUGGUUCCACACAAGAUAUGCCUCAUCAAUGGAUAAUAGGAAAUAUUGUUGACAAGAAAUGUGCUUUUUGUUUGAAGCCUUGUGGUAGCAGAAAAGCUCUACAAGAUUACACUUGUCUUUGGUGCGACUAUAGAGUUCAUGAAGAUUGCAAAGCAGACUUUGAAAAGAACUUUGAAAAAUGUACCCUUGGUCAUAAUUCAUUUUCCAUUAUUAAACCAAUUUCUAUCAAACAGUCAUCAAAAUUUCCAGACUUAUGGGAAAGUGCAAGUACUAAUAAUGGUAGUAGUCCGUUGAUUGUAUUUGUUAAUUCAAAGAGUGGUGACAACCAAGGUGUUCGCUUCAUGAGAAGGUUCAAACAAAUACUUAACCCUGCACAGGUUUUUGACUUAAGUGUUGCUGGUCCAGCUUUUGGUCUUACCAUGUGCAAACAAUUUGAGCAGUUUCGUAUUCUUGUCUGUGGAGGUGAUGGAAGUGUUGGAUGGGUUAUGACUGAACUAGAUAAACAAGACCUUACAAACAAGUGUCAACUAGGAGUUCUACCACUAGGAACGGGUAAUGAUCUGGCUCGUGUUUUGGGUUGGGGCACAUCUUGUUAUGAUGUCAGUUUAAUACCUCACAUCUUAAAACAGCUUGAACAUGCAAAGCCAUGUAUGCUUGAUAGGUGGAGCAUUUCAAUUAAAGAAUUUUCUUCAAUAAUACCAAAGGAUUGCUCAUAUUUUGGUUAUGAGGACUCAAUUAUAAUGCAAAUUACCAGAAUGCUGGCAACAAAUGAUCAUGGCGUUGUUCUGCAAUCUGCAAAAAUGUUAUAUGAAAUUUUCUGCCAUUUUGUUGAGUUUGUGAAAAAGUCCACUCUUUCAAUAGAUGAAGAUAAAAAAAUUGAUUCAGACUCUCUUAAAAAUAAAUGUUUAAUACUUCAGAAUAAACUAGAAACUCUCUUUCAAACAUUAAAAAUAGAAUCAAAUUCAAGUUUAAUACUUUCUAAAUCAUGGCCCAAACAUGAAAGACCUGUUCCUGAUAAGUGUAGAAGUAACACAAUGGAGAAUGUUGAACUUUCUUCAUGUAAGAAUCUAGGUGAAAAAAAAAAAUAUCACAGUGAUAUAACAUUAACAGAAGACGAUAUUAAAAAAAGUCAUAGUUCAAUAAAAUUUAUUUCAAAGGAACAUUUAUGGUCACGUGCAAACAGUUUAAAAAGUGCCCUAAGAGAUAUAAUAGAUCAUACUGAAAAAGUGCUUGGUAGCCAGGAGACUGUUGAAGCAAUCAACAACUCUAAUAUGACAAACAAUAAAUUAGACAUCAGACCUAAUGAUGUAUGUAAUGGUAUAGAACCUAUUGAAAAUGAGCUUCAGAAAAAAGAAAAAAAUAUCUCUGGAAAUCCUAAUGCUACUGUUCCUCAAUCUUCACCAUUUUUAAACUUGCAAAAUAUUGCAAUGCGAUGUAAGAAGACAUCCAAUACUGUUGUUUUUCCUGGAACUGUUAUAGCACGUGCUUUUCAGAAGCCUGACAAUUGUGUAAGCUUUAUUAGCAAAGCUAUUUUAGCAAAUACAAGUGCUAUUUGUGCAACUGCUGUUGCUGGAAUGGAAGGACAUGAGCAAAUUUUUAGAAAGAACUUCAAUGAGAAAUGUGUUAUGAACAAUUAUUUUGGUAUAGGCAUUGAUGCAAAGAUUGCUUUGGAUUUUCAUAAUAAAAGGGAAGAACACCCUGAAAAAUAUAGGAGUCGUACAAAAAAUAUGAUAUGGUAUGGUGUACUUGGUGGUAAAGAAAUUGUGAAUAGAACGUACAGAAACUUGGAUCAAAAUGUUCAUCUGGAGGUUGACGGACAUAAGAUAAAUUUACCCAGUUUACAAGGCAUUGUUGUACUCAACAUACAGAGUUACAUUGGUGGCUCGAACUUUUGGGGAACAAAAAAAGAGCUAGAUGGUUUUACUUUACCAUCAUUUGAUGAUAAAAUGCUUGAAGUUGUUGCUGUACUUGGAGCAAGUCAAAUGGGUAUGUCUAAAGUGUUUGGUGGCAUGCAGCAUCAUAGAAUAUCACAGUGUCACAGCGUAAAAAUUACAAUAACUGAUGAAGAAGUUCCUGUUCAAGUUGAUGGUGAAGCUUGGAUGCAACCUCCUGGAAUAAUUCAGAUUAUUCAUAAAAACAGAGCUACUAUGCUUAAAAAGGAUCGAGAUUUUGAAGAAGCUCUACGCUCUUGGAAUGAACCAAGCAGACACUGUAAAUGUAAUUAUAGAGCUUUGAGUGGACAUGAAGUAAAGCUAUUAAAGCCUGUUGCAAUUGCUGUUUUAGUUCUUGUCAAGAAUGUGAAAGCUGCUUCCUUAAUCAAUGAUGUCCAUCAAGAACUUUAUGAACUUGCUUCAUCAUUAAAGCAAAUGGCUGAGAAAUUUCAAAGUUUUAAUUCUACUUGCAACACUCAAGAGGCUGCAGAGUUUUUAACAUUAUCAAAGUCAUUCAUUAAUGAAGUCAAUGAAAAAUUGUGGAUUUCCAAACCAAUGUUGUCCGAAGAAUUAGAGUAUGGUAUUAACUCAGCUCUUAAAAAGGCCAAUCAAGAGUUAAACUUUUACUAUGAGCAGUUUGAAAACAAAGAUUCUGAUGAUGAGAUGGAAACUUCAUCCCAAUUAAGCAAUAAUAAAAUGAUGAACAGUUUUAACCGAAAUGCUGUUUCAUGUCGAUUUUUUUCUCCUUCUGACGCAUAUGAGUGUCUUGAUAAGAAGUCUUUAACUGAUUGGACAAGUAAUGACGUCAGUUUGUGGUUGGAUAAAAUUGGGUAUGGAGAGUAUAAAGAUAUUUUUUUUACUAAUAAGAUUAGAAGUGGCAGAGAACUAAUUGGUUUAAACGAAAAAGAUCUGACGGACUUUGGAAUUUCACAUGAUAAAGUAAAGCACAUAAUAAACCAACUUAAAGAUCUAAAGCACACUCAAAAAACAAAAACUAAAUGGACUCGAAAAACUGUUCUGUGAAUGGUUCUUUUGAUGUAGUGAACUCGCAUGAAUUUGCAUUUAAGAUUCUGUAACUCGCAACGUUAAUUGGUCUUAUAAAUAGACUUGCAACAAUUUCUAACUUAUAUUUAUAUAUAUAAAUUAUAUUAGUAUUUCUGGAAAUACUAUUUUUGAAUUUUUAUCUGUUUUUCGAAUCUCGUGUGAAAUUGUGAUUUGGUUGAGCCAAUCACGUUUUAAGCAUAUGCAAAUGCACGUUUAGAUGUUACACAACAGUUUAUUUAUAUCGAAUUUCAAAGCUUUAUUUAAUAAGGGCUGUGCCUUGAUAAUGAAUUUUUUGACGGAAGAAUCUUUGUAAUUUAUUUGUUGAUAAAAUAUAAUUACACAUUCUACUA
Molecule: messenger RNA, 4062 nt
Organism: Hydra vulgaris (swiftwater hydra)
Lineage: Eukaryota; Metazoa; Cnidaria; Hydrozoa; Anthoathecata; Hydridae
Product: diacylglycerol kinase eta
Biological process (GO): lipid phosphorylation; intracellular signal transduction; diacylglycerol metabolic process
Molecular function (GO): protein binding; ATP-dependent diacylglycerol kinase activity
Source: RefSeq, a predicted model, not a curated record